Molecule: messenger RNA, 1880 nt
Organism: Anopheles maculipalpis
Lineage: Eukaryota; Metazoa; Arthropoda; Insecta; Diptera; Culicidae
Exons: 3
Coding region: 9-1880 (623 amino acids)
Source: RefSeq, a predicted model, not a curated record
GUCACAAAAUGUGUGCGUCAAGGUCGAGCUUUCGAAGAUUCCCAGUUUGGAGUGUAGUGCUGCUGCUGUUGCACGUCACCGUUGCCCAACAGUACACCGGAGUAAAAUCUGUGUCUUCUUCGGCGGAAGUGAAUCAACAGCCAGCUCACUCGGCUCGCUCGGUUGAUGGUGGCAUUCCUGCGACGGAUAGCAAUAUAAUCAAUCUCGCUAUCCAACCGUUCGCACGUGGUCAAGGAUUUUCGGCAGCAAAGGGACGAAAUCUUGGCUUUGCAAACGACGCUUCCCUGAACGCCAUCCCUGCCGGCAUUAACAAUGAACUGUCGAACGUUGACGUACGUGGAUCGACACAGCCACAGCAGACCGCGGUGUUGCGUGACAGCUAUGGAAAUCCUGUGACACCGUUUACCGAUCUAGCCAAGCCGGAACUAGAUUCGGUCGGGUUUCUUACGAACGUUAAUCGGGGCGCAAACUUUCAGUCAUCCGGCCAGGGCAACAACGUUGGCCAGUACAACUUUAAAGUCCCUAGCUAUGCGUCUGGCAUUAUUGAGCCUAUCGGACAACCAAACUUCGGGCUACUGCCUCCAAACCCGGUCCCCAGUACCGUCCAGGUAGUACCACCAAGCAGCACUACAACGGCAAAACCUUCAAGUACGCAGCAACAGUUUCUACCGAACGCAAAAAUUCCAAACAUCGAGGAGGGCCAGAUUCUUUUCGCCCAGAAACCAGUCAACGGUCUGCUACCUCCCCUGUUCCCGGAUCAAUUGCCACCGGUGUACAACAUUCAAGUUGGUACGGAACGAUCGCCAAUCUUUGUUCGUGAUCCAUUCAGUGGACCGGUAAAGCCGACGACGUCCCAGCAACCUUCCGCGCAGGUGCCACAAUCUGCACCUGUACCUGACGGUAUUGUCGGAUACAAAACCGACGUCAAUCAACAGACAACCUUCCCGAAACCGAUCCCGCCAACGGACACAAGGUUUUCGGGGGCAGCUGCGCCCGCUGUACCAACUACUGCCAAACCUGUGGUACAGAAGUACAACGGAGGAUUCGGAGGGCCGUCCGGAUUUCUUGGCAAUCAGCAAAACAUUGGCACAGCUUACACCUCGACAGUGAGACCGAACCUCCUGCAAACGGUUCCUCCUGCAACACAACCUCAACCGCGUCCUCAAAACGUGUUUAUACCGCAAAACACAUUUCCCACCACGGCCAGACCAGAAGACAAAACGACUGUACAAAAGUAUGCGGGCAGCUUUGGCGGUGCGCCAGGCUUCUUGGGAAAUCAGGCAAACUUAGGAACAGCGUACACUAAAGCUCCACAACCAAUCCCAGCAAAUGUACCCACCGUAGCUCCCGUUCAACAACCUCCUCCUCCACCUCCUGUACAACAUUUUGGCCCUGCCCAUCUAGGUCCAGUUUCAACAGCUACACAAUCCGGUGUCCCGCCACGACCAGCAUUACCAACGGUACCAACGCUACCAAACCAAUUUAACGGCCCAUUCGUCGGAGGUCCCGUUAAUCAGGGGGCAGGCAUUAGACCGACGGCAACGCCUAUAUUCACGCCACCAGUGCAACCUGUGAGGCCAGUUUCGACUUCGAACAAUUUUAACGGUGGUAACAAGUUUACCGGAAGCUUCGGCGGUGCUCCAGGAAUAUUGGGCAAUCAGCAGAGGCCUGGUACGAAUGUCAAACCGGACGGUAGUAUUUUCUCCUCCGCACAGCCCCAGCAGCAUACUCAGCAGUAUCAACAGCAGCAGCAGCAGCAGCAGCAACAAACCUUACCUCAACAACAGUUUCAGCAACCGAAGCCAGUGACGGACAAGUUUACCGGUAGUUUUGGUGGCCCACCCGGUGUACUACGUCCGUUUGAUAACACUAAGGGUUAA